This is a messenger RNA of Plectropomus leopardus (leopard coralgrouper), 3949 nucleotides long. RefSeq names its product kinesin-like protein KIFC3. Gene Ontology annotation, molecular function: microtubule motor activity; microtubule binding; ATP binding. NCBI's taxonomy places the organism in Eukaryota, Metazoa, Chordata, Actinopteri, Perciformes, Serranidae. Gene Ontology annotation, biological process: microtubule-based movement. The record is from RefSeq and is a predicted model, not a curated record. Gene Ontology annotation, cellular component: microtubule cytoskeleton.
CUCAGCACCGGGAUGCUGUUGCAGCUCUGAGAACAAGGGCUGCAUGGGAAGAUUUGUCAUUGACACAUGGAGUGUGAGAGGGGAAUACAAAUGACAGGGAUGUCAGAUUGUCAUCAUCAAGGAGGAACAGAUAUGUGAUAAGGGACUCUUAGACGGCGUAGAGAUGUAUGCCUUCUACUCCCUUUUAGUCUACAUCUUCUACACUGUCUUCAAGAAGGAGGAGGAGGAAGCCUUGGAGGGGGCGUAUGGAUCUUCCUCAGACGAGCCAGGAGCUGUUUCCAUGGAAACAGGGAGCAGGAGGAAAGAUGGCCACACCUCCAAAAUGGGAAAAAAGCCUUGUGUUCAGCUUAGUGAAUCCAGCAGCAGCAGUGACAGUGAUGAAAUGUGUCUGAGUGAUGAAGGUGAGGAAAAUGGCCCUGACAUCCCAGCAUGCACUCCUCUGGCUGCGUUUCUGUCCUUCAAGCAGGAGGCUGAGAAGAGGAGGGCCUCACAAGUUCAAUUGGAAACAACAGGAAAGUUGACAGAGUCUCCCCUGGUGGCGGUGAUGUCCCACUUGCUAAGUUUUCUGGAGCAGUACUCCCACUUCCAGCAGCUGCAGCAGCAGGCCGACCAGUACCGGGUCCAGCUGAAGAGGCACCGCGUUCAGCACCGCCGCCAGAUGAAGGCCCUGCGAGCGUCCUACCGCCAGCGCCUCAGGGAUAAGAACAGCAUCAUCAGCAGCCUGGAGGAGGCCAUCAGCCAGCAGCAGAGCCCCAGUCCACUCAGUGAGGGUGAGUCCAGCAAUGAUGCAGGGACACAAGCUGGUGUUCAUAGGCUGGUUGAGUCUUUGUACAGUCUGCAGGGUGAGAGGAGUAAGCUGAGAGGAGAACUCCGUCUGCUGCAAUCACAGCUGGAGCAAAAGGAAAAGGACCGACACUCCCGUAUACAGGCCUUUCAACAGCAGAUUGAUGAGCUCAAGAGUUGCAUAGAGGAGCGUGAGGAGGAGCUGUCCAGACUGAGAACCGCCACUGGGGCCACAGACUCAGAGAAGAGGGUUUUGAGUCUGUCAGCAGAGAACGAGACUCUGAAGCAGAACCUGAGCGUUACACAAGGCCUCCUGCAGCAGCUGUCAGCCAUCCCCUCUCAGUCCAGCACCAUGCUCAUCAAGGAGAAUGAAAACCUCCGCAGCAGAGUGCAGCAGCUGGAGAUGUCCCUACAACAUCGUGCUGAGCAGCUGUCACAAAUGGAGCGACAGAACGAACAAAGUGAGUGGAGGAGAGGGGAGGAGCUGAGGAAACGAGAGGACCGAGUGAGGGAGCUGCAGCUGGAGCUGGACAGAGAGAAAGGCAAGGAGCCAGUGGUAAAGUAUGUCACCCAAACUGUUGAAGUAGAAUCACCGGCCACAUUAAAGCAGCUGACCAAAGCCAGACAGAGGAAUGAACUGCUGUCUGAUAAACUGUCCAAUCAGAAUGAGCGGUGCAAACAGCUGGAGGAACAAAUCAGGAAGUCCGAUGAACACAGCUGUAAUCUGCAGCACAAGAUUGCAGCCUACGAGCGAGAGAUCAGUAAACUGAGAGAGGAGCUGCUGAAAGAGAUCGGUCACUUGGAGGAGAGGAAGGAGGAAGCUGUGAAGGCUGCAGCCUCCUGCUCAGCCGAACACUUUCAGAACCUGCAGGACCAGUUCUUCUGCUUGCAGAAGCGUCUGACUGCCCUCCCUCCAACUUUACGCUCCAUGAAGACAGACUACGCCAGUCUGAGGAGCCAAGUUCGAAACUUCUCAGACUUUUACGGAGCAGCUAUCAGUGAAGCAAAAAAACAGAUUUCAGCAGCUAUCAGUGAGAUGUCUGAAGCCAACAAAGAUCUCCUGGAGAAAUACAGGAAGGAGGUUGCACUGCGCAGGAAGUACCACGAGCAGCUGGUGGAGCUUAAAGGAAACAUCCGUGUGCUGUGCCGUGUGAAGCCUGUUCUGAAGGAGGACCAGCAUGAGGAGGGCCAGUCUGUAGUGGUGACGACUGACCCCAACAAUGAGUCCUCCCUCAAUGUGCUGAACAAAGGAAAAGGACGCAUCUUUGAACUGGACAAAGUCUUCCACCCUCAAGCCACACAGGAAGAGGUCUUUCAGGAGAUUGAGCCUCUUGUGACGUCCUGUAUCGAUGGCUACCACGUCUGCAUAUUUGCGUACGGACAAACUGGCUCUGGAAAAACUUACACCAUGGAGGGCAGUGUGGAGAACCCUGGCAUCAACCAGCGAGCCCUGAAGCAUCUCUUCAGUGAGAUUGAGGAGAGGAAGGACAUGUGGUCUUACACAGUCACCGUCAGCUCUGUGGAGAUCUACAAUGAGGUGCUGAGAGACCUGCUGAGUAAGGACGGAGAGAAACUGGACAUUAAGAUCAACCCGGACGGAACAGGACAGCUGCACGUGCCGGGCCUCAGGGUCAUUGAAGUUAAGAGCUUUCAGCAUAUCAAGAAGAUAUUGGCCACAGCUCGAAGGAACAGGAUCACCUUUGGUACACAGAUGAACCAGCACAGCUCCCGCUCCCAUGCUCUGCUCUGCAUCACCGUUCAGGGAACUGACCUCGCCACCGGGUCCAAAACCACCGGCAAGUUGAACCUGGUGGACUUGGCCGGCUCGGAGAGGGUGUGGAAGUCUGGUGCGGAGGGAGAGAGGCUGAAAGAAGCCCAGAAUAUCAACCGCUCCUUGCUGUCACUGGGGGACGUAAUUCAGGCACUGAGAGCCCGGCAGACUCAUAUCCCCUUCAGGAACUCCCGCCUUACCUACUUAUUACAAGACUCCCUCGGCAAAGGCAGCAAGACUGUCAUGGUGGUGCAGGUGUCUGCUCUGGAGAGUAAUGUGGGAGAGACAUUGUGCUCCCUGAAGUUUGCCCAGAGGGUCUGCAAGGUGGAGCUGGGUCCUGCAGCCAGGAAGAUUGAAUCUGGUGGAGGACAGUGCGACUGAAUCAGUCACUUCCUGUUUUCAGUGAUCACCUGGAAGCCAUGAGUGCACCCGUCAGAUUUUAAACCCACCCUACCAGCCACUCAUAAUGCUACAGUAUGAACAAGAAUCAACAGCAAUCCUGCUCAAGGGCUAAAUCAGUGGAGGUCUUUGUGGCACCCAAAUGCCAGCCUUUUGUUAAGGUUUGGUAUUUAGACCUCUGCUUUGCCAUUUUCUGCUUUUGACAAGUAACAACCCUUUGUUAUGAGCUAAUCUGCAUGCAGGAGUAUUUAUUCUUCCACUCUGAGUGCUAAAACACCCUCUGACUCCCCUUUGGUUUAAGAUUUGACGCUUCCUUUAUUAACUACCAAAAUCCAGGAUUUAUCUUAUCAGCUUUUCUCGCUGAUCAUGGCAGUAUUUAGAACAGCAUCAUGUUCAAACAGGUUUCACAGUAUCAGCACUUCCAGUUUGCAGUAUUAAUCAUCUCGCUUUAAAUGUCUGUAGUUUGUGAGCUUCAUCUCUGAUGUUGUAUAUUUUUGAAGAUUGUUGUGUGUAGGAGAAUUUGUUUUGUAGUCAAAGUACGGGCUAUUAACCAUUUAAGUGGCACUUAACAUCACGUUAGUGUAGUUUUCGUGAAUUACAAAAGAGCAGUGACUGAAUGCUUUGUUUCUCGUUAGAGCCUUGAUAUUUGCCUUUUGAGAACAGAGGAAAGCUGAAGGGAGCAGGUGGCCUUGUAUCGAGAGUGGUAAUAUAAUGAAUUGUGCAAUAUCCUCCUCACUGAGGGGGCAGUGUGGGCCUACGUAGAUGGAUCAUGCACUUUAUUGUGAAAGAAUAGGAGCAUUUCAGUUCAGAACAGGUCUUUAAGUGCUUGCAAUAGAUAUCACCAGUGAAUGUCAUACCAAAAACAGCUUAUUGUUAUGUUUGUCAUUGUUCCUCUAUUUAUCACCCAUUGAAUCAAAACUAACUUGAUUCAAUAGUAGCAAGACAUUAAUGUUGCCGUAACUAUCAUGAGUGCAUAGAGGUUACUGAAUUUUCAGA